UGGAAGUGGCGGUUGAAUCGUAUGGGAAACGUGAUGUGAGCAUAUUCGUUCUUUUUAAUGUAAGUAGAUGUCACCUAGAAGAAAUAAGUUAUAUCGUAGACGUUUUCGUAGUGUACAGAAUGAUAUUUUGGCUGUAGAUGAAGAUAUUAAACCGGCGUAUAUUUGGGAUGUUUACAACGCUACGUCGCAAGAAGUGAAGGAAUACUUGAAUGAAUUACACGUGGCUUCCAUCAUCCAUAACCCUUUACAAGUACUAAGAGUGAAAGAUACAUUAAUGGUCACGUGGCCAAUUCGUCUUGUUAAUUACUUGCAAAAUAUAAUCGUAGACGACGAUUGUGCUUUCGUCGACAUCACCAAUAAUACCGCUCCGUCUGUAUUAAAAGAAUAUAAAAAUUUACAAGCCAUUGAAGAUAUGGUGGAAAAUGUGAUAAAACAGUUAAAAGAAAUAAUAAAUCUGUCUCUCGAUUCUGAAUUGGAAAUUAUAUGUGAUACUAAAUGGAAUCUUACCUCGUUAUUUGGUAUUUUAUCUGGAUAUCCAGUUGUUUAUUGGUAUGAUUGUGAAAUGGAAAAAAGUACGUCCAUUUCUUGUCUGUUUACGUCCACAUUGAAAAUUUAUCAUGUCUGGGCUAGUAUUUCUGCCGGAAAACCAAAUCACAGGAUAUAUUCCUUUAGCAUUCCGGAAAGUCUGGUCACGGAGGUCCGUUGCCAUGUUUCCGCCUGGUUCGACAAGCUCGUUUCUAGAGUGAGAGACACAAAUGGUGUUUUUGAGUCUCUACAACUCACACGCAAGGUGACGGAACUAUAUUCUGUAGCAUUGUGAUAGAUUACAUUUUGUAUACGGUAUUUUUUAAUUUAAAUUUAUAUAUUUGGAAUACAGAAUUUAAUAAAUGGUCCUUAUUACAUAAUGAGAAAAUAAUUCAUUUUUUAAUGUAACUUUUAUGUACCGUUGGUAAUGGUAAUCUCUGUUUGUUAUAUUUUUUCGAGAAACCUGGUCAUCCAGAUAAUUUUAUACAUUCUGUUAAAAGUUGUAGUCAAACUGUUGUACCAUCAAAUACUUUUUAAUAUAAGAAAUAACUGUUUUGUAGUCAAGACCGAGAAAAUUAUUUGUAUUUAAAAAUUAAAUAUCGAGCAUUCGAAACAGUCGAAAUAAC
Centruroides sculpturatus (bark scorpion) is the source of this 1151-nucleotide messenger RNA. Its product is annotated as UPF0739 protein C1orf74 homolog. The coding region runs from base 68 to 820 and encodes 250 amino acids. The transcript has a single exon. The record is from RefSeq and is a predicted model, not a curated record. NCBI's taxonomy places the organism in Eukaryota, Metazoa, Arthropoda, Arachnida, Scorpiones, Buthidae.